Molecule: messenger RNA, 2778 nt
Organism: Caenorhabditis remanei
Lineage: Eukaryota; Metazoa; Nematoda; Chromadorea; Rhabditida; Rhabditidae
Exons: 10
Coding region: 1-2778 (925 amino acids)
Biological process (GO): regulation of small GTPase mediated signal transduction; activation of GTPase activity
Cellular component (GO): cytoplasm
Molecular function (GO): GTPase activator activity
Source: RefSeq, a predicted model, not a curated record
AUGCUAUCCACCGACCAUUAUAACGUCUUCAAGGCAACACCCGGAGUGCCACGUCGUCUAUCGUAUUCUAGACGACGUCUACCCCCUCCUCCGCCUCCGGAAAUGCUCCAUUUCAUCGAUUCAUCUGGGUCGGAGGAUGAUUUGGAUGAGUUGCCACGUCAUCUACCACCAGUCGUUCGAAGGCUGGCACCGCUCAGACAUGCCACGUCGUCAUACAACUUGAAGUCGACUGGCACAUCCUCAGAAUCUUCCAGCACCUCUUCUAGCACGUCUUCUGGGUUUGAGAAUGUCUCCAGAAUAUCGAUGAAUGCUAGAAGAGCGUCUUGCUUUGAACUGAACAAGGAAGAUGAGUUCAAAGUGAUGGCUGCCGACAAGUUACUUCAAGCCAUGGAGAACAUGAAGCACGCCACGUCAUCUCAAGCCAUCAGAUGGCGUUGCACGUCUACAGAAUCCCUGCCGGGGAUCGUGGCGUCUUCCAAAUCGAGAAGACACUCGAAGGGACCGUUGGAGUUGAUUCAGGGUUUGAUGGCAAAGAAGGCGGCGCAGAAAAGGGACUUGGGGGUUGUGGGGCCACCGACUCUAAUCUCCUCGACGGUUUCGCUUCAUGAGAUUUCUACCCGCGGCCCAGCCACUCAAUCCGAACAGACGCAUCAAAAAACCGCCGGAAAUCACAACCAAUUGACCAGAAAUAUUAUGAAUGAGGUCCUCACAAAAGUCGGACCAUACCCACAAAUAGUUUUGCCAUCAAAUGGAUUCUGGAUGGAUGGUGUCACUCAACAACAGGCUGGAAUGAUGGAUGAUCAAGUAAACAAUAUGAAUGUGAACAGUUGUGCUCGAUUCAAGUUGGAGACUGAUGAGACAAGUCAUUGUUAUAGAAGACACUUUUAUGGACGGGAGCACCACGACUUCUUCGCCAACGAUCCAAACAUCGGUCCACUCGUUCUCAGUGUCCGCACCGAAGUCAUCUCUUCCUGUGACCAUUUCCGUAUCAUUCUCCGUACCCGCAAGGGAACUAUCCACGAGAUCGUAUCAGCCACGGCUCUCGCCGACCGCCCAUCCGCUUCCCGAAUGGCGAAACUUCUUUGCGAGGAGAUCACCACUGAACACUUCUCGCCAGUCGCCUUCCCAGGAGGCUCAGAACUUAUUGUACAAUACGAUGAGCAUGUGCUCACCAACACUUAUAAAUUCGGAGUUAUUUAUCAGAAAGGAGGUCAGACCACCGAGGAGCAACUUUUCGGGAAUCCACAAGGAAGCCCAGCGUUUGAUGAGUUCUUGUCAAUGAUUGGGGAUACUGUACCGCUUUAUGGGUUCCAGAAAUACCGCGGCGGCCUCGACACGGUCCACAAUCAAACCGGUCACCAAUCGGUCUUCAGUGAAUUCAAAAAUCGUGAAAUCAUGUUCCACGUGUCAACCAUGCUACCGUAUACCAUUGGUGAUGCUCAGCAACUACAACGAAAGAGACAUAUUGGAAAUGAUAUUGUGGCUAUCAUCUUCCAAGAGGCCAACACUCCAUUUGCUCCGGAUAUGAUCGCCUCCAACUUUUUACACGCUUAUGUUGUGGUCCAACCAAUCGACGCGCUCACCGAUCGUGUCCGUUACCGUGUCUCCGUCGCUGCACGUGACGAUGUUCCAUUCUUCGGUCCAACUCUUCCAACCCCAUCAAUCUUCAAAAGAGGACAAGACUUUAGAAAUUUCCUCCUCACCAAACUAAUCAACGCUGAAAAUGCUGCAUAUAAGAGCUCCAAAUUUGCCAAACUAGCCGAACGCACCCGCUCAUCCCUCCUCGACGGUCUCCAUGCAACUCUUCGUGAACGCGCCGAAUUUUACGCCACGCCCCUUUUGGAAUCCACGUCUUCUGGAAACUCAGAUGCUCAUUCCUCCACGUCAUCCACGUCUUACGGUGGUGGAAUUUUGAAUUCAGUGAAGAAGGCGUUUAUUGGAAGAAGUCGUUCGGUGUCACAGGAGGCGUCACAUGUUCCACACAGAGCUGCAACUAUCAAUGUGACGAGUCGCCCGAAAAAGUCGAUUUCUUCGACUAGCUCGUCUGCGUCUGCAAGGACUCACAGUCCGAUUCGAGAUGAUGUGGCGAAAACCUACGGAAGAAAUGAAUGGGAAAUCUCGUCUCAAGAGUCACCGGACAACGAACACGACUCGGAUACCGGAAUGGAAUCAAUGUCCUCCACCGAGUUAUCCGGUCAGACCCGUGCCUCCUCGUGCACAUUUUGUGUAGACGAUUACCACGGCGGUGGCUCACAUGCCACGUCAUCAGAUGCGAAACGUCUGGAGACGUUGUGUGUUGAUGUGGCACGUCUUCAGAAUGAGAAACACGACUUGUUAAGACAGAAUGUGUCGUGCAAAACUGAUAUUAAGAAGUUGAAGGAUCGCGAAAGUAUCCUAUCCGAAGAGCUCGACCGUGCCAAUGACGAAAUCUCUCGUCUCCGCCGAAUGCUCAAAAAACCAUCGAAUAGCGACAUGGCACCAGUGCACCAACACUUUGAGAGAAGCUAUUCAGAUGUCUCCAGAGACGAUGAGGAGGAAGUUUUGGGGAACGCCGGAGGAGAGUUGGAGCCACUUGUUGGAGAGGCUCCGCCUGUCGACGUGGCACCACGUGGCAGUAGAAGACGUUGGACGAGUGGAGGUGGUGUGGACGCGCCGCCGUCAAUGGAUAGUCUCAUUGGGGUGGAGAACUUGGAGCCGGACACUGGGUACAUCAGAUUCUCGACGUCGGAUUUGGUGUUGGUAGAUUUUUGGUCGGUGGGGUCGUCGAGUGGGGUGUAG